GGCGCGAGGCCGGCGCUGUGCUUGCCGCGGGGAUCGCUGCUCCUCUGCCGGGCGCGGAAGGCGGCUGUGCGGCGCGCGGGCGCGGGGCGGGGUGCGGUCAUUCUCGCCUGGACUGACGAAGCCUCCAGAGAAUCCCGGGGCUCCGAGGUUCUGGGACCACACAAGAGCUCCAAACCCAGAGAGUGAAAGACACGAUGAAUGGUCAUAUUUCUAAUCCCAGUGGUUACGGAAUGUACUCAACGCCAGUAAAUGGCUACGGUUCAUCACCUACCUAUUCCCAAAUGGACCGAGAGCACAGUUCAAAAACAAGCGCAAAGGCCCUUUAUGAACAGAGAAAGAAUUAUGCACGGGACAGUGUCAGCAUUGUGUCAGAUGUAUCCCAGUAUCGUGUGGAACACUUGACUACCUUUGUGCUGGAUCGAAAAGAUGCUAUGGUAACAGUUGAUGAUGGAAUAAGGAAGCUGAAAUUGCUUGAUGCCAAGGGCAAAGUGUGGACUCAAGACAUGAUUCUUCAAGUGGAUGACAGAGCUGUGAGCCUGAUUGAUUUAGAGUCAAAGAAUGAACUGGAGAAUUUUCCUCUCAGUACCAUCCAGCACUGCCAAGCUGUGAUGCAUGCAUGCAGCUAUAAUUCUAUUCUCGCCCUGGUGUGCAAAGAGCCAACCCAGAACAAGCCAGAUCUUCAUCUUUUCCAGUGCGAUGAGAUUAAGGCCAACCUGAUUAGUGAAGAUAUCGAAAGUGCUAUCAGUGACAGUAAGGGAGGGAAACAGAAGAGGCGGCCUGAUACCCUGAGGAUGAUUUCCAAAGCCGAACCUGGCAUCCCACCUCCACCCAGAGCACCGGCCCCUGUGCCCCCCGGAACUGUGACCCAGGUUGAUGUGCGAAGCCGGGUGGCAGCCUGGUCUGCAUGGGCAGCUGACCAAGGGGACUUUGAGAAACCAAGGCAAUAUCAUGAGCAGGAAGAAACACCCGAGAUGAUGGCGGCACGGAUUGACAGAGAGGUGCAAAUCUUAAACCACAUUUUGGAUGACAUUGAAUUUUUCAUUAUGAAACUCCAAAAAGCAGCAGAAGCAUUUUCUGAGCUUUCCAGAAGAAAGAAAACUAAGAAAAGUAAAAAGAAAGGACCAGGAGAGGGUGUUUUAACACUGAGGGCAAAACCUCCACCUCCUGAUGAGUUUGUUGACUGUUUCCAAAAAUUUAAACAUGGAUUUAACCUUCUGGCCAAAUUGAAGUCUCACAUCCAGAAUCCCAGUGCUGCAGAUUUGGUUCAUUUCCUAUUUACUCCGUUGAAUAUGGUGGUACAGGCAACAGGAGGCCCUGAACUAGCCAGUACAGUGCUUAGCCCCCUCCUGACUAAGGACACAAUUGAUUUCUUAAAUUAUACAGUCAAUGCUGAUGAACGGCAGCUGUGGAUGUCCCUGGGCGAAGCUUGGAUGAAAACCAGGACAGAGUGGCCAAAAGAACAGUUUAUCCCCCCUUAUGUCCCACGUUUCCGGAAUGGUUGGGAGCCACCAAUGCUGAACUUCAUGGGCGCACCAAUGGAUCAAGAUCUUUAUCAGUUGGCUGAAUCUGUGGCAAGUGUAGCAGAACACCAACGCAAGCAAGAAAUUAAAAGAUUUUCUACAGAGCAUUCCGGUGGAUCAGACUACUCUCCUGGGGAUGCCUAUACGUAUAACAGCAACCUUUACACCCGAGCGCCCCUUUCAGAACAAGGAGAACCUGCUGUUGCUAUUAAGCCAACUCCGAGCCGCCAUGUAGAUAGGAACUAUGACCCAAUGAAAACACAACCCAAGAAAUAUGCCAAAUCCAAGUACGACUUUUUAGCCAGGAACAACAGUGAGCUCUCAGUCCUAAAGGAUGAUAUUUUAGAGAUCCUUGAUGACAGGAAGCAGUGGUGGAAAGUUCGAAAUGCAAGUGGAGACUCUGGAUUUGUGCCAAAUAACAUUUUGGAUAUUGUGAAACCUCCAGAGUCUGGGUUGGGGCGUGCUGACCCACCAUAUACGCAUACCAUACAGAAACAAAGGCUGGAGUAUGGGCCAAGACAAUUAGAUACUCCCUCUGCACCUGCACCUCCUCCUGUGCCAGCUCCUAUUCCUGUUCCGCUUCCCCCUGCUGCCCCUGCAACUGUUCCUGUCUCGAAGAUCCCAGCCAACAUAACCCGGCAGAACAGCAGCUCCAGCGAGAGCGGUGGCAGUAUCAUUCGAGACAGCCAGAGACAGAAACAACUUCCAGUGGAUCGUAGGAAAUCCCAGAUGGAGGAAGUGCAGGAUGAGCUGAUCCACAGGCUGACCAUUGGUCGGAGUGCUGCCCAGAAGAAGUUUCACGUGCCACGGCAGAACGUGCCUGUUGUCAACAUCACCUAUGACUCCACACCCGAGGAUGUGAAGACCUGGCUGCAGUCCAAGGGAUUCAACCCUGUGACUGUCAAUAGUCUUGGAGUAUUAAAUGGUGCCCAACUUUUCUCGCUCAAUAAAGAUGAACUGAGAUCGGUGUGUCCUGAAGGGGCCAGAGUCUUUAGCCAAAUCACCGUACAAAAAGCCGCACUAGAGGAUAGCAACGGCAGCUCUGAGUUGCAAGAAAUCAUGCGACGACGACAGGAAAAAAUCAGUGCAGCUGCCAGUGACUCAGGAGUGGAAUCUUUUGAUGAGGGAAGCAGCCACUAAUUUUUGUGUGUGCGUUUAAAAUUCCGUAUUCUUGGCAUUAUUCCAAUAUGCUUUGUUUUAAGAAGCCUUGAAGGGAAUGUCAGAUUUGUUUUUUUCUUGGUCUAUUUAAUUUAUCACCAUUAAAAAAAUGCAAAUCUAAGUAAGCAGAGGAGUUGUGUGAAGGAUCAUUAUUUUUCUAAAAUUGAAAAAAGAUCUUAAACUGAAAAAUUUUGCCCUGGGAAUAUAUAUUUUCUGCUUGGCUACAAUGAAAUUUCCUUAAUUAGAUUAAUUAUUCAAGCCAUAUUUGGGGUGUAUAUAUAAGAGGUUGUUGUGACGCCUAAAUUCAUCACAACCAAGCAGAUAUUGUCAGUGAUUUGAAAUCUACAUGAAAUUGCAGUUUUGCCUGUGAAUGUGAUGUCUGGCCUCUCCUUACUAAGUCCCUGCUUACUUAGGUCUCUGACAUGCUCAAUGAUAGACUGUUUAUUUAACGUUCUUAAUGCCAAUGGUAUAACAAACAAACAAACAAACCAGAAAAACAGCAUUGAAACAUUUGAAUGACUGUAAAGUACAGCCAGACCUGCACUUGCAAAUGCAAAGCUGUGGAGGAUUCCACAGACAUGUUACACAGCUCUCUUGAUCAUAGUUUCUUGCACAGUCUGUAUAUUGAUUUAGUUCAUAUUCUGCUGCUUAUGACUUACCGUAUUCCUGUAUGUGAGAAAGCACAAGUUGGAAAGAGGUCAUAUCCAAUCAAAAUCUGUCACGCAGAGUAGCCUGCCCUGGUGCACAUGACAGUAUUUUGCUUAACGAUGGCCUGUGAGUAUUGAUAGAAGUAGUGAAAAGGAACCUGGGGCCAUUUAUUGUGUAUUUCUGUGUCAAGUCUUUUUGGUAAGAAGAAACACUUACUUUACACAUAUUUUGAUCCAGUCAUAGAUUCUAGAUAGAGGAAAGAGAGAAACCUAACCUUCAACAAAAGUUAUUUUUGGAAACACAAUUUUUGUCAUUAAAUGUUAUUUCACAUAUAUAAAACAGAUGUUAUGUAAGACUGUUGUAUAUUUUAACAUAAAUCCAUUUAGAGAGAUGAUCUAGAUUCAUUAAUUUUCAUAGUGCCUUUUUCACAAGUCAGCUGAAAAGUCUGCAAUAAACAGUAUUUGCUGUAUGUUAAUAAACGGUUUCUGUUUUAUUAGAAGGGAUAUUUGCUGUGUAGAUUGGGAUUUACAAUUGAAUGGAAUAAAUUGGGAAAAAGUGGA
Messenger RNA from Ochotona princeps (American pika), 3886 nucleotides. It is a transcript of the gene EPS8, whose product is annotated as epidermal growth factor receptor pathway substrate 8. The record is from RefSeq and is a predicted model, not a curated record. Gene Ontology annotation, biological process: positive regulation of ruffle assembly; regulation of Rho protein signal transduction; Rho protein signal transduction. NCBI's taxonomy places the organism in Eukaryota, Metazoa, Chordata, Mammalia, Lagomorpha, Ochotonidae. The transcript is spliced from 22 exons. Bases 195 to 2660 code for a protein of 821 amino acids. Gene Ontology annotation, molecular function: actin binding. Gene Ontology annotation, cellular component: vesicle; plasma membrane; ruffle membrane.